CCUACCAAGCAAAUACCUCCUUCAAUUCACCUUUCUCUCUCUAAACCCUCUCAGUCUCAAUCUCACUCUUCUCUUCUCUGUUUCUAUACCUUCUAGUCAUUAUCAUCUUGACUCUUAAGUCUUCUUCUCCGAACCCAUUAACCCUUAUCCUCAAACGCACUAAGCUCAAUUUUUCCCAAUCAAAUUCAUCAUCAAAAUCAAAUCUUUCUUUCUUUCAACCUAUUUUAUACCUACCUCAACUAUUUAACCUUCCAAUUCCAACCAAACGGACCAAAACCUAAAAGCCCAAAACCCUCUCUACUCACUUUCCUCUCUGUUUUGUGACUCUGUUCCUCUCUGUUUUAACUCUGUUCCUCACCCAACUCAUACGACAAUACCUCGAGAUGACACGCACGCUGAGAAUUCUCAAAUCCACGGACAACGCCACAGCCAUGAUAGCUGCGGCGCCACCGCCGGAGGCCGUGGCUUUGGAGUCAGAUUUCGUGGUGAUUCUGGCAGCCCUUCUCUGCGCCCUCAUAUGUGUAGUGGGACUCGUCGCCGUCGCCCGCUGCGCGUGGCUCCGGCGAGGUACCGGCACCGGCGGAAGCUCUCCUCGGCAAGCUUUGGCGAACAAGGGCCUGAAGAAGAAGGUGCUCCAGUCGCUGCCAAAGUUCGCUUACGUCGACAGCAACCCGAGCAAGUGGGUUGCCACGCCGGAAUGCGCGAUUUGUUUGUCGGAUUUCGCCGCCGGCGACGAGAUCCGGGUGCUGCCGCAGUGUGGGCAUGGGUUUCACGUGGGCUGCAUAGACACGUGGCUUGGGUCCCACUCGUCGUGCCCUUCGUGUCGGCAGGUUCUGGUGGGUGUGACGAGGUGCCAGAAGUGCGGGCGGUUCCCGGCGGCGAGCGGCGGAGCCACCAGAAUGGCGGUUAGUGAACCUGAAUUGAAGUCCAGAGAAGACAAUGCUGCUGCUAGUAAUAAUAAUAUUAACGGCGGUAGUUGUAGUAACAGUAACAGUGGGUUCUUGCCUUGAAACAAAACAACUCUAGUUUUUUUUUCUUUUUUUUUUGUAUUUAUUAGUAGUUUUUAUUUUAAUUUUGUACUUUUUUAAUCCCUUGAAGUUGGUCAGAGAGAACGGAAUUUGGACAAUUUCUCACUUUAUAAUAAUACAAUCCUAAUUGUUGCGUAUAAUACUAUAAUGUCACAUUUUUAUUGUUAUUACAUUUGAGUAUAAUGUAUAUAUAUUUUUGU
Gastrolobium bilobum is the source of this 1228-nucleotide messenger RNA. Its product is annotated as RING-H2 finger protein ATL8-like. Bases 384 to 1010 code for a protein of 208 amino acids. The transcript has a single exon. Lineage: Eukaryota; Viridiplantae; Streptophyta; Magnoliopsida; Fabales; Fabaceae. The record is from RefSeq and is a predicted model, not a curated record.